AUGGCGACCAGCAAUCACAAUGCAGUGGCAGUGGCAGACGAGAAAGCCAUGACUGGCCACCAAGAGAACUUGAAGCUUGGAGACGAUCCUACUCAGUUCGCCGGCCGUGGUCAAGCUGCCACCGACCAGUAUGGUCAUGCGCUCUUCGAAUUCGACAAGAAGGCCGAGUCGAGGCUGCGAUGGAAGAUGGACUUUUACCUUCUUCCUACUGUCGCCUUGUUGUAUCUUUUCUGUUUCAUUGAUCGCGCGAAUAUCGGUAAUGCGCGCCUCGCCGGAUUCGACACCGACCUCAACCUCACCGGAAACGAUUACAAUGUCGUGUUGUCGGUGUUUUACGUCUCCUACAUCGUCUUUGAGAUUCCUUGCAACCUAUGCUGCAAGUGGAUGGGUCCGGGCUGGUUCAUCCCGCUCAGCACUGUCUUGUUCGGAGCCAUCUCCAUUGCAACAGCUUUCGUCAACACGAAAGCGCAAGCUUGCGGAGUUCGCUUCGUUCUCGGUAUCUUCGAAGCCGGCAUGCUCCCAGGUAUCGCAUACUAUCUUAGUCGAUGGUACCGACGCAGCGAACUGGCUUUUCGCCUUGCUCUGUACGUCGUCAUGGCGCCGCUGGCCGGUGCCUUUGGAGGCCUUCUAGCCUCUGCGAUCUUGACGCUCGAUGGCUUUGGCAGUCUUACGACGUGGCGCCAGAUCUUCGGGAUCGAGGGGAUUAUUACGUGCGUUUUGGGACUGAUCGCGUUUGGCACGAUGACCGAUCGACCGGAGACAGCGCGCUGGCUUAGUCCGGCAGAGAAAGAUCUUGCGAUCGCGCGACUGAAGUCCGAGCGUGUUGCGACAACUGAGGUCCUUGAUAAGAUCGACUCGAAGAAACUUUUCCGAGGCAUCUUCAGCCCGGUCACACUGGCCACGUCCUUUAUCUUCCUCCUCAACAACAUAACAGUGCAAGGCCUGGCCUUCUUCGCCCCAACCAUCGUCCGCACAAUCUACCCCAACGACAGCGUAGUCAGCCAACAACUCCACACGGUCCCGCCCUAUGUCGUGGGCGCCUUCUUCACGCUCUUCUUCCCCUUCCUCAGCUGGCGCCUCGACAAGCGCAUGCCCUUCUUCAUCGCGGGCCCACCCAUGAUGAUGACCGGGUACAUCAUGUUUUUGGCUUCGGACGAUGGAAUGACGCGUUACGGCGCGACCUUCCUCAUCGCCAGCGGCGCCUUUGCUUUUGGCGCCCUCUGCAAUGCGCACGUCAGCAACAACGUGGUCUCCGACACGGCGCGGUCCGCAGCGAUCGGGACGAACGUUAUGUUUGGCAACAUCGGCGGGCUGAUUUCAACCUGGUCCUUCCUGCAGUUCGAUGCGCCCGACUACCACAUUGGGAAUGGGCUGAACCUGGCGACGUCAAGCAUGUGCUUAAUUCUGAGCGGGCUGCUCUGGGCGUGGAUGCGCUGGGAUAAUAAGAAGCGAGAGGAGACGGAUGUGGAUCAGGUGCUGGAGGGGUUGAGCCCGCUGCAGGUGCAGGAUCUGGACUGGAGGAAUCCCGCGUUCAAGUGGAGGCCGUGA
Messenger RNA from Aspergillus mulundensis, 1548 nucleotides. RefSeq names its product putative MFS transporter. The record is from RefSeq and is a predicted model, not a curated record. Gene Ontology annotation, cellular component: membrane. Gene Ontology annotation, biological process: transmembrane transport. The transcript has 4 exons. Lineage: Eukaryota; Fungi; Ascomycota; Eurotiomycetes; Eurotiales; Aspergillaceae. Bases 1 to 1548 code for a protein of 515 amino acids. Gene Ontology annotation, molecular function: transmembrane transporter activity.